Nicotiana tabacum (common tobacco) is the source of this 1989-nucleotide messenger RNA. NCBI's taxonomy places the organism in Eukaryota, Viridiplantae, Streptophyta, Magnoliopsida, Solanales, Solanaceae. The record is from RefSeq and is a predicted model, not a curated record.
UACAGGUGCUUGGAAGAUCCUUAAAUCCACAUAAUCUAACAAAAGAAAGAAUGAAAAGCAGCAUAGCGCCUUGCAGAAUACGUGUUCAUUUUUCCUUUUAAUUUCCCAUCCACCCCCACAAAGUCAAGACCAUCAUAUUAUCCAAUCUCUUUCUUCUACUACUACUACUAAUAAUAAUGGCAGCUUCUUCAACAAUCAUAGACACCUCCUCUAUGCAGAAUUCAAGUUUCUCUUUUCCAACAUCUUCUUCUUCAUUCAUGACUUCUUCAUUCACUGAUCUUCUUGCUUGUGAUGAUUAUCCAACAAAGAGCAAAGGACUUGGUGAUAGGAUUGCAGAGAGGAGUGGUUGUGGAGUUCCCAAGUUUAAGUCACUUCCACCACCUUCACUACCCCUUUCUCCUCCUCCUUUUUCUCCUUCCUCUUACUUUGCUAUUCCUCCUGGCUUAAGCCCUACUGAACUCUUGGACUCCCCUGUUCUUUUGUCUGCUUCCAACAUUCUUCCAUCUCCAACAACAGGGACAUUUCCAGCUCAGGCUUUUAACUGGAAGAGCAGUACCAAUAGCCGCCAUCAGGGUGUCAAACAGGAAGACAAAAACUACUCUGAUUUCUCUUUCCAGCCUCAAUUUGCAUCAGUCUCUCCGUCCCAAACUAAUCCUGUCCCAUUGGGGAAACAAUCAUGGAAUUAUCAAGAAUCAAGAAAGCAGAAUGAUGAAAAUGCUAAUGGAACAAGUGAAUUGCAGAGCUUGAAAAAUAAUGGCCAGAGCAACCAAUAUAACAAGCAAUCAUCAAGAUCAGAAGAUGGGUACAAUUGGAGGAAAUAUGGGCAGAAACAAGUGAAGGGUAGUGAAAAUCCAAGAAGUUACUAUAAAUGUACUUUCCCAAAUUGUCCCACAAAGAAAAAAGUAGAGAGGUGUUUAGAUGGGCAAAUUACUGAAAUUGUGUACAAGGGUAAUCACAACCAUCCAAAGCCGACUCAGUCUACUAGGAGAUCCUCCUCUUUAGCCAUCCAACCUUACAAUACACAAACUAAUGAAAUCCCAGAUCAUCAGUCAACACCUGAGAAUUCGUCCAUUUCAUUUGGGGAUGAUGAUCAUGAGAAGAGUAGGUCAAGAGGAGAUGAUUUCGAUGAAGAAGAAGAACCAGACUCAAAAGAACCAGACCCAAAAAGAUGGAAAAGAGAAAGCGAAAGUGAAGGUUUAUCAGCACCAGGAAGCAGAACAGUAAGAGAACCUAGAGUUGUAGUUCAAACUACAAGUGAUAUUGAUAUUCUAGAUGAUGGAUAUAGAUGGAGGAAGUAUGGUCAAAAAGUAGUCAAAGGAAAUCCUAAUCCAAGGAGCUACUACAAAUGCACAAGUCCAGGAUGUCCAGUAAGAAAACAUGUGGAACGAGCAUCACAAGACAUAAGAUCAGUGAUAACAACUUAUGAAGGAAAACACAACCACGAUGUUCCAGCAGCUAGGGGCAGUGCCAUCAACCGACCUGUCGCACCAACCAUUACUUACAACAAUGCCAUCCCCAUAAGGCCUUCUGUCACAUCUCAAAUUCCAUUGCCACAACAAUCUCCCUUUACACUAGAGAUGUUACACAAGCCUAGUAAUUAUAAUGGUUUCUCAGGAUAUGCAACUUCAGAGGAUUCAUAUGAAAACCAACUUCAGGACAAUAAUGUGUUUUCCCGAGCAAAGGACGAGCCUCGAGAUGACAUGUUUAUGGAGACAUUGCUCUGCUGAAAUCGAAAUUUCAUAAAAUAAUUUUUUUUAACCUUUUGUUUUUUGGGUAAAGAAUCUGUUGGUUUCACUUCAUUUGUCAGUCCAUCAUAUAUCUACUUUAAUCUUUUUGUGGGUGUGUGUACAUUUUGCCUAGGAAAUUUGCUGGUUGUAAAUUCAAUGAAAUGCAGUGUAGAAGCUCAUGUGUACCACUAUUAUGGGGUGUGUUCUUUAGGAUAGGAAUGUAAAGCCCCAAUAUAUAUGACACUGACCCUUUCUUUCUUCA